AUGGCGGCGGCGGCGGGGGGCGGGGCCCGGGAGGAGGAGGAGGAGCGGGAGGUGGUGCGGGUCCGGGUCAAGAAGCGCGAGGGGUUCCUGCAGCCUGAGUUCCGCACCUUUGCCGUCGAUCCCCAGAUCACCUCGCUGGAUGUCCUACAGCACAUCCUCAUCCGCGCCUUCGACCUCAACGGGAAGAAGAACUUUGGGAUCAGCUACCUGGGCCAGGAGAAGCAGGGCCAGGAGACGUACCUGUCGCUGCUGUCGGACUGGGACCUGGCCACGGCCUUCGCCAGCGCCUCCAAGCCCUACCUGCAGCUCCUCGUAGACAUCAAGCCUUCGGAAGACAGCCCCCUGCUGGAGGACUGGGACAUCAUCAGCCCCAAAGAUGUCAUCAGCACUGAUCUGCUCCUGGUGGAGAAGCGGUCCCUGGCGGCGGCCGCCCUGCCUUUCACCCAGUCCAUCAUCUCCCAGGUGGGCCGGACGCUGUCGAAGGUCCAGCAGGCUCUGAGCUGGUCCUACGGGGAGGACGUGAAGCCGUUCAAACCACCGCUGAGCGACUCCGAGUUCCACACCUACCUGAACCACGAGGGGCAGCUGAACCGGCCCGAGGAGCUGCGGCUACGCAUCUACCACGGCGGCGUGGAGCCCUCGCUGCGGAAAGUGGUGUGGCGCUACCUGCUGAACGUCUACCCGGACGGGCUGACGGGCCAGGAGCGCAUGAACUACAUGAAGCGCAAGACGCGGGAGUACGACCAGCUAAAGGGCCAGUGGGCGGAGCGGGCCAGCCCCGAAGACCUGGACUUCAUCCGCAGCAACGUCCUCAAGGACGUUCUCCGCACGGACCGCACCCACCCCUACUACGCUGGCUCGGAGGACAACCCGCACCUGACCGCCCUUCACGACCUGCUGACCACCUACGCCGUCACCCACCCGCAGAUUUCCUACUGCCAGGGCAUGAGCGACAUCGCCUCGCCCAUCCUGGCUGUCAUGGACAACGAGGCCCACGCCUUCAUCUGCUUCUGCGGCAUCAUGAAGCGCCUGGAAGGCAACUUCCAGGUGGACGGCGAGGUGAUGUCCCUCAAGUUCUCCCACCUCAAGCUCCUCCUCCAGUACUCGGAUCCUGAGUUCUACGCCUACCUCCUCUCCCGGGGUGCCGACGACUUCUUCUUCUGCUACCGCUGGCUGCUGCUGGAGCUGAAACGGGAGUUUGCCUUUGAGGACGCCUUGCGGAUGCUGGAGAUAACCUGGAGCUCCUUGCCACCGGAUCCUCCGGAGAAGGAGGUGGAGCUGGUGGGGCCGCCGGCCAGGCUUAGUGAGAGCGGCCAGCCUGUCCGCCAACGCCACAUGCUGCGGCCCACCUGUAGCUUCGAUGCGACUGGGGACCGGCCUUGCUUGGAGGAGCCCGGAGCCCGGCCUUGCCUGGAGCAGAAGACCUUAUUGAAGCAAUCCAGCUUUGGGGAAUUCAAGUACUACAGCGCUCGUGAGGACAGCUCCGAGGAAGAGCCUUCCCUGAGAUCCCAGCGCUCCAUGGAGGAAGAGGAGGACUUCUGCAGCGAGCAGGACCCCUUGCUCCAGCUCCCGGCCAUGACCAAGUCUUUCUCCGCCCCGUCCCUCCGGCCCCUGACCCCGCCCACGCCCUCCCGAGACUCCCCCUCCUCCCCCUCCCCCCUCUCUGGCAGCGAGAAGAACGAGAGCCUGCCGGAGGAGAAGGGAGAUUUGGCAGGUGACACGCCAUCCUCCCCACCCAGCAGCCCCCUCCCCACCGCCCCCUCCCCAGCCACGGUGAGCUUGCCUCCGCCGCAGGAGUUCGGCAAAGGCAACCCCUUCAUGCUCUUCCUCUGCCUGGCCAUCCUGCUGGAGCACCGGGACCACAUCAUGAAGAACAACAUGGACUACAACGAGCUGGCCAUGCACUUCGACCGCCUGGUGCGCCGGCACAAUCUGGCCAAGGUGCUGCACCGGGCCAAAGCCCUCUUCGCCGACUACCUGCAGUCCGAGGUCUGGGACUCCGAGGAGGGGGACGAGGCGGCCGCAGAGUCCCCAGCCGUCUCAUGACCCC
This is a messenger RNA of Emys orbicularis (European pond turtle), 2050 nucleotides long. RefSeq names its product TBC1 domain family member 25 (gene TBC1D25). Lineage: Eukaryota; Metazoa; Chordata; Testudines; Emydidae. Gene Ontology annotation, molecular function: GTPase activator activity. Gene Ontology annotation, biological process: activation of GTPase activity; regulation of autophagosome maturation. The record is from RefSeq and is a predicted model, not a curated record. The transcript is spliced from 6 exons. The coding region runs from base 1 to 2046 and encodes 681 amino acids. Gene Ontology annotation, cellular component: autophagosome.